AUGUCGCAGAAUAUAUUGCUCUUGAUACAUCCAACGGUGGUGACCAGUCCAGGUACGGUAGAUGACGCCAAAAACGCUCUUUCCACGGAGUACCCACAAUCUGUGCUGACGCAGUACGUCAUCGACAGGGUCGCCUCCGGCCAGCAGACACUACCGGCUGACUACUACGAUGUGGUACACUAUCUAGCUCCUCCGGAAGCUGUCCAAAACGAAUUCAACAAGAAAAUCAUGGAAAUGUUGUACUCUUGCUUAAAGGCUAGCGGUAAAUUCACCGGUUUACUUCCUAACAACUCCCAAAUUCUGGCAAUUCAGACAGGCUUUUUAAUAUCUGACGACAACAAGUCAUGGAUGAAGCCAGACCGAGCCAGCUCCAGUGUUGGCAUCAGUGCCGGAGUGAAAGGGGGUGUUUCGCUUCUAAGAAGAACCACUAAAGCCGCAUCCGCCAAUGAUUCCUCUAGCUCCACAUCUUCGUUCUUGCCAAAGUUCAAAAGAUUGAGUAGCCCUCCACCAUUGACAGACACAUCAGUUUCUGAUACAGACUCCGAGAAACUAUUAUCGGAGGAAGAAAAAAGACAAAAAUUGGAGUUUUUGAAUGUGGAGUACGACGACGGGGCCAACGCUAUGGAUGAUGGUGAAGAUGAUGAUAUCCAGAUGCUGGACGACUCAGAACUACUUCUAGAUUCCAUUGGUGCGCCAACAGUGCAGCCUGUACAAUGUACCGUCACAGGAUCGAAGAGAAGAAAAGCCUGUAAGGAUUGCACCUGCGGGCUGAAGGAGAUCGAGGAAGAAGAAGAGGCCAGACAAAAGUCCAUUCAGGACUCGAUGCUGAGCCGUAUGGCGCAGUCUGCAAGCAAGGAAGCCGAAGAAAUUGAGGCUAGGAUUCAACAGCGUGAAAAUGCGGCCAAGAAGUCCCAGAACAAAAACGGCAAGAGUGACGGUGUCAAAAAGACAGUCAUUAGGUUUACAGCAGAUGAUAUGACCGAAAUAGAUUUCACCAUCGAGGGUAAGACUGGUGGAUGCAACUCGUGCUCUUUGGGUGAUGCUUUCAGGUGCGACAGUUGUCCAUUUCUGGGGCUUCCUGCUUUCAAGCCUGGACAGGUUGUUACAAUUGACUCUUUUGGUGAGGACAUUUAA
Messenger RNA from Pichia membranifaciens NRRL Y-2026, 1134 nucleotides. RefSeq lists its product as hypothetical. Gene Ontology annotation, cellular component: cytoplasm. The transcript has a single exon. The record is from RefSeq and is a predicted model, not a curated record. The coding region runs from base 1 to 1134 and encodes 377 amino acids. Gene Ontology annotation, biological process: iron-sulfur cluster assembly. Gene Ontology annotation, molecular function: iron-sulfur cluster binding. NCBI's taxonomy places the organism in Eukaryota, Fungi, Ascomycota, Pichiomycetes, Pichiales, Pichiaceae.